Messenger RNA from Drosophila innubila, 1447 nucleotides. Its product is annotated as sodium-coupled monocarboxylate transporter 2-like. Gene Ontology annotation, molecular function: symporter activity. The transcript is spliced from 8 exons. The coding region runs from base 101 to 1441 and encodes 446 amino acids. Gene Ontology annotation, cellular component: membrane. The record is from RefSeq and is a predicted model, not a curated record. Gene Ontology annotation, biological process: sodium ion transport; transmembrane transport. Lineage: Eukaryota; Metazoa; Arthropoda; Insecta; Diptera; Drosophilidae.
UAUUCUACAAGUUAAACAUUAUUUAAACUUCAUUUAGUAUUUUGAGCUACGUUUUGGUGCAAGCAUUCGUAAACUGGGAUCUGUUCUGUUUACUAUAAGUAUGUUGCUCUGGCUGCCAGUUGCAAUGUAUGUACCUGCCAUCACCUACAAUCAAGUUACUGGAACGAGCAUUCAUGUUAUUACGCCCAUUGUGUGCAUUAUCUGCAUCUUCUACACGUGUGUGGGUGGUCUGAAGGCGGUCAUUUGGACAGAUGUUGUGCAGAGCUUUGUCAUGUAUGGAUCGAUUUUGACAGUGUGCAUUAAAGGCACCUAUGAUGUGGGCGGUUUGGGUGUGGUCCUGCAACGAAAUCAGGACAGCGGACGACUCAAUGCACCGGAAUGGACCUGGGAUCCUACCGUUCGCUUGUCCAUGCUGUCUGUCAUUGUUGGAGGAACUUUGCAUAAAAUCCAAGGGUCGGAUGUCAAUCAGGUGUCCAUACAACGCUUUUUGUCAUUGCCCAGCUAUAAGCAUGCCAAGCAAUCAAUGCUCAUCUUUACAAUACUCCUCAUAUUUCUGCUGAGCUGUUGCUGCUACAUUGGCCUCGUGAGCUAUGCCGUGUACCACGAUUGCGAUCCCAUCAGCACCAAGCUUGCCAAGGCUAGUGAUCAGUUGCCCGCGCUGCUAGUGAUGCGUACACUGGGAUCGAUUCCUGGACUGCCAGGACUCUUUGUGUCUGGCGUUUUUAGUGCAGCGUUGAGUUCACUUUCCACAGGACUCAAUUCGAUGUCAUGCGUGAUUUCACAGGACAUGGUUCGACCAAUGUUAAAAAAGCCACUGACUGAGCGUCAAACUGCUUUUCUGCUUCGCUUUAUUGUCGUAAUAUUUGGCAUAUUCUGCAUGAGUCUAGUUUCCGUUGUUGAAAAGCUGGGCAUGGUUCUACAGCUAGGUACUAUGACUGGGGCUGUAUCAAUGGGCCCACUGCUGGGCAUUUAUACCAUUGGUGUAUGCCUGCCUUGGAUUAAUGGAAGAAGCGUCCUUACCGGCAGCAUUGUAUCCUUUUUUACAUUGGCCUGGAUCUGUUUAAAGGCGCAAUUGGCACAGAUGAGCGGCGAAAUUCGAUAUCCAAAGAUGCCAGUUUCUAUAGAAGGUUGCGACUACACUUUUGACAAUGCCACUGUAUGGGAGUCAAUUCAUAACUACACACCCUCUACGGAUCGUAAUAUAUAUCAUUUAUCAUUUUACUGGUACACCGCCUUGGGAGGUGUCAUUUGCAUUGUAGUUGCCUUCCUGGCGAGCCUUCUCUUUGGCUGGCAGGAUGUGUCCCAGUUGGAUCCAGCUCUACUUACACCCUGCAUGCGUCGCUUUUUGCCAAAGAAAAAUUAUGAGGCAGUUGACUUGGAGGAAUUGUUCAGCCUUAAGACUAAAACGGAAGCCAGAAAAAUGACGGAGAGUUCUGAAUAGUUUCUU